AUGCAAGGAUGCUGGGCUCUCUCGCAGGACGCCGCUGGACGAGGACCGCAUUCAAAUGCCGCAGCAAUGCAACGACUGUCGAGGGACCCGAAAUCCAACAAUCCACCAUCUCACUUCACUGGGCGAAAUUAUUGCUGA
Messenger RNA from Drosophila subpulchrella, 138 nucleotides. RefSeq lists its product as uncharacterized. The record is from RefSeq and is a predicted model, not a curated record. The transcript has a single exon. Bases 1 to 138 code for a protein of 45 amino acids. NCBI's taxonomy places the organism in Eukaryota, Metazoa, Arthropoda, Insecta, Diptera, Drosophilidae.